Molecule: messenger RNA, 1890 nt
Organism: Blepharisma stoltei
Lineage: Eukaryota; Ciliophora; Heterotrichea; Heterotrichida; Blepharismidae
Source: the annotation of a GenBank genome assembly
AUGGAUCCUAGAAAGAUAUCGGAUUCCUUCAGUUCUGAAAAGAUCACGACCAUUAAGUCAGAGCUGAACAAAGUUCUGAAAACUAUUAAUGUCUUGGAAAAUCAGCAGAAAAUAGCAGCUGAAGAAAUGGUCGAGAAAAAACUUGUGGAAUUGUCACAAAGGAGUGGACAGAUUUUAGAUGAAAAAUUCAGCGAGCUAAAAGAAGAGUUUCAUGGAAAAAUAAUGGGAAUUUUGAAUGAUUUUGAGGAAAAAUCCAGGAAGGGAGCUAAGGAAGUCAAGCACAUAAUAAGAGGAGAUAUAAAGAAUGAAGAUAACCAAAAAGAACUUUUUGUGGAAAAGGUGCAUGUAAAACAGUCUGCACCGAUUUCAAAACUUCUGUAUAUACAAUGUAAGGUUGAAUUAUUAUAAAAAAUAUUAGAGAAACAGUAAUAUUAAUAUUUAUAAUUGACAAAAAUAGGGCUCGUCUAAAGGAAAAUAGUUGUAAAAGGCAUAUUAUUAGCUAAUAGCAAAGAUUUCCAAACAAUUUACAAUAUAUUUAUUGCUAUUCUUCUGAACUUUGGUAUUGCUGAGCUUGCCAAAGACCUUUUGGAUAGCACUGAUGUUUUGGGCUUAAACUUGCUUGCAGGAAAUUUUGGUAACAUUGAAAAAGUAAUCAUGAUGUGGAUAGCCAUGUUUGUCUGGAGCUUUAUACCAGUCACUCUUGUGCAGCUCGUUUCUGGAGGGUUAUCCAUUUAUCUAGGAUUUUUCCUGCAUGCCCUUUCAGUUAUCUCUAUAUUUUUAUAUGGCUGUCACUUCACACAAGAGUAUCAGUUACCAAUCGCAAGCUCUAUUGUAGCCCUAAAUAUUCAUAUAAAAAAUCAUUUUAAUUUCUUUUAAUAAUAAUAAAACAUUUCUAUAAGUUUGUAUAAUAUUAUGGGAGUAAGCGAAACGGUAAGAUUUAUUAUGAAAAUGCAUUCUUACUUCAGAGAAAAAUUACUCCAUGGAAAUGGCUAUAACAAAUAUUCACACUAUUUGCCUUCUUAUGCCGAAAGCAUAGGAUACUCUGAAAAAGACUUGGUAAUUCCACAAAUAAACAUAAAAGAUUUCGCUAAAGAGCUAAAACGAUACACAUUUUUCUUAUUUGUGCCGACUUUGAUAUAUAGAGACUCAUACCCUAAAAUAGAUAAAUCAAUUAGAUGGAAAAAUCUUGGCGUUCAUGUCUUUGAUUUCUUUGGAAGUAUUGUAUAUACCACAUUGAUUUUCAAAGCCUUCUGUGUCCCAACCUUCAAAGAAGCUGCCAACAAUCUCAAAGAUCCAAGCAAAUUGAUAAUUUCCUGGAUAGUGUCAAUGCUACCAGGCACUUUUGUGUUCCUUUUGCUGUUCUUUGCAGUCAUGCACUCAUGGUUUUCAAUUUGGGCUGAAAUUCUAAAUUUUGCGGAUAGAAAAUUUUAUGAUGACUGGUGGAAUUCAAGCGAUUUUGGGACUUUUUAUAGAAAAGUCAGCGUAAUUCUUUACGAGUGGAUGCAUUGUUAUGUAUUUAUUGAUUUAAUGAGAUUUUCUAAUGAAUUUAUAGGCCAAAAGCUAGCUCGUUAUACAGUUUACUUGUUAGGCGGAAUCUGUUGUGAGCUUGUUAUUGACUUAUCGCUAGGGUUCUUUUCCCCAUUUUUAUUUAUUUUGAUAAGUGGCCCUGGGCUGUAUAUGAUUUCAAUGAAGGCCAAGACGUCAAGGCUAUACAAUGUGCUUGUGUGGGCCAUGCUAAUUAUUGUGAAUGGGCUGAUAAUUAUGUUGUAUUCUCUUGAAUACUAUUCAAGGCUACAAAAUUCUUAUAUUGACCCAUUUCCGAAGUAUGGCUUGCUUGGCUAUUUAAUUCCUCAGUGGAGCCUUAAAAUGAGCUUGAUUUCGAUUAAUUAA